Phalaenopsis equestris is the source of this 1607-nucleotide messenger RNA. RefSeq lists its product as uncharacterized. The transcript has 3 exons. NCBI's taxonomy places the organism in Eukaryota, Viridiplantae, Streptophyta, Magnoliopsida, Asparagales, Orchidaceae. The record is from RefSeq and is a predicted model, not a curated record. The coding region runs from base 1000 to 1554 and encodes 184 amino acids.
AAUGAAGCUGCCUCAGCUCUGAUUCCCUUCUAUCCACAUACAGCUUAUAUAUAAGUUCCGUAGCAAUUCAUUCAACUCUUACCAAGCACUCCCACCGUAGGGAAAACGCUUUCAUGACCGCGACAUUUACCCUUCCUUUUCCUGCAUGUUUCCAGCUUUGAGACCGAUACAAAUAUUCCAUGGAAAUGAUCAGAUUAAGAAGAUAAUGAAACAGAGCCAGAAACAGAGAGAGAUGAAGAGGGCAGAGAGAAGAAAGUGGGAGGACAUGGCAUCCGAUUGCUUGGUCUGUAUAUUCUGCUAUCUAGGAGUGGAGGAGCUCACAGUUUCUGUUCCCUUUGUCUGUAAAUCAUGGCAUGAAGCUUCCAUGGAUCCUCGGUGCUGGAAGAAUCUUGACUUCAGGGAGCUGGAUUUUCGUCCAGGAAGCAAACUUGAACGAAGAUUCAAUGAACAGUACUGCUGCGGUGGUGUUUUCAGAAGCAGUUUCUCAUUUUCUGCUUUUAUGAAGAUCUGCGUUAGCCGCAGCCGUGGAUCAGCGGUGGAGCUUACGAUACCAUAUGUUGUUGGGGCUUCCAUUCAGCAGAGCAGGAUCUGAUUUAUGCUUCCGUCCACUUUGACAACAGUACAAAUAGUUAUUGAAAUGAUCGGAUUUAAGAACAUAUUACAGACGGCCAAACAAACAGAGAAAGAGAGAGAGAGAAACAGAGCAUGGAAGAAGAAAGGAAGUGGGAGAAUUUGGAUUCAGACUGCUUGGUCUCUAUAUUCUGUUAUCUAGGAUUGGAAGAGCUCACAGUUGCUCUUCCAUUUGUAUGUAAAUCCUGGCACGAAGCUUCUUUGGAUCCUCAAUGCUGAAAAAGGAUUGACUUUUUUAAACUGGACUUCUGUUAUGGAGCAAUUCUGAAAAGAAGUGUCAAGCAAAAGUAUGGCGUUGAGGGAAGUAAUUUUGAACGAAGAUUAAAGCAAACGUAUGGCGUUAGGAGCAGCUUCUCCUUUUCUUCUUUCAUGAAACUCUGCGUUGACCGCAGCCAUGGAUCUGCAGUUGAGCUGGCGAUCCCGUAUGGCUGUGGUGAUUCAAUUCUGCAGGAUCUGGUCUCUGCUUCAAUCGAGUGUCCAAGUUUAAAAGUGGUUGAAUUAUUAGAGAUGAGCCUCGAUGUCGUGGAGAAACUUCCUGCAUUGAUAAGUAAAUGGAAAGAGCUUGAAAUUCUAAAGAUCCCAUUGCAACUAUUUUCAUUCACACAAAUACUUGAACAAAUCAGGAUCAACUGUCCCAAAUUUAUAGGGCUUCACUUGCAUGGAUAUUUUAGUAACAGAAGAAUAAAGGCCAUUGUUAGAUGUGUCCCAAGAUUGAAGAUUUUGGUGAUAGAUGGAGCUAGAAUUAAAAAGAAUGAUUUGAUGGAGAUGUUGGAUGGUUGCAAUGAAUUGCAGCUGUUCAGUGCGUCGGAUUGUGCUGGCUUUAAAGUGGAUGCUGAGAUAUUAAUGAAGACAUCUAACAUCAAGAAGGUUGAGUUUAAGAACACUCCCACGCAAUGUAAAAUUGAAAUUGAUUACUUCUUUUAGAGAGAUUAACAAUUUGUUGGAUUUGCCAAAUGUAAUUGCAAUAAAUUUUUUGA